GGAAUAGCAGUGGGCAUUUCCUUUUCUCACAAGCUCAUUGAUGGGGAAACAGCCAAUGCUUUUCUCAAGACUUGGGCUGCUAUUUUUCGUGGCUGUCGCCAAGAAAUCAUAUACCCUAAUCUCAUCCAAGCCUCAUUAGUUUUUCCACCACGAGAUAACUUGCCUAAAAGGUAUGUAGCUAUCAUGGAGAGGUUGUGGUUCGGCUAGAAAAAGGAUUAUGUUACAAGGAGAUUUCUGUUUGAUGCUAAAGCCAUAUCCGCACUUCAAGUCGAAGCAAAGAGCGAGCUCGUGCCCAAACCAUCACGUAUUAAGGCACUUACAUGUUUUCUCUGGAAACAUCAAAUGGCUGCCUCUCGGGCGUUAUCAUCAGCACUUGCAGGUACUUCUCCAAAACUCUCCAUAGUAGCGCAUGUAGUAAACUUGAGGCCACGAAUGAACCCGCAAAUGUUGUUGGAUAAUACCAUUGGGAAUAUCAUUUUGUUGGCUCCUGUCGUAUUAGAAAUUUUGGAAGAGACAGCAACAAAUAGUAGUGAUCAUGAACUGUGUGACUUGGUGAACUUGCUUCAUAAAUCCCUCAACCAAUAUAACAGUGAGUACCUGGACACUCUGAAGGGUAAAGAAGGAUUUGGAGCCAUUUGUGACUAUCUAGAUUUCAUGGAGGAAGGGACUUUUAUAAAACCACCACCAGAGAUUUAUACAUUCACGAGCUGGACUAGAAUUCUUAACAAACUAGAUUUUGGAUGGGGAAAGCCAUUUCAGAUUGGAGUCAUCGGAAAAGUUGGACCUGUAUUUGGAAAUCUAACUAUAUUCGUUGCAUUACAAUGCGAUCAACAAAUUGAAGCGUGGGUGACUUUGGAGGAAAAGCAAAUGGCUAUGCUAGAAAAAGAUGCUCAAUUUCUAGCAUUUGCAUCUCCAAAUCCCUAAUUUUCAAGCACUGCUCUUUAGUUUCAUGAUGAUUAAUUCACAAAUAAGUUUCGCAGAUUUUGUAAUACACCUCAUGUCGAGUACUUGGUACUUUUUAUGCUCUCUUCUAUCCGGAAUGUCUUCUUAAGU
Messenger RNA from Rosa chinensis, 1053 nucleotides. RefSeq names its product (13S,14R)-1,13-dihydroxy-N-methylcanadine 13-O-acetyltransferase AT1-like. Bases 343 to 924 code for a protein of 193 amino acids. NCBI's taxonomy places the organism in Eukaryota, Viridiplantae, Streptophyta, Magnoliopsida, Rosales, Rosaceae. The transcript is spliced from 2 exons. The record is from RefSeq and is a predicted model, not a curated record.